CCAUGUUGUGGUAUUAAAUGGGUAAACUCGAUCUCGAUAUUUCUGAUGAAGAAGACUUAAAUAUAAACGAAUCGUACGCUAAUAAUUACAAUCAAUGGAGAGAAAAGGAAGAACUUCAGAAAUUAAAAGAUCGUUACGGCAAUCCUUCAGAAAAUGAAACAUCCUCUGAAACAGAAGAUGACUGUGCCACACAAUUGACUCCACAAGUUGACGAGGAAUGGAUGAGACUUUAUGCAACUGCCAAGUUUUCCACAGCAGAACUCUACAACAAAGACCUUAAGUUUUUCGAAAAACAAAAAAGUGAAGGAAAUGAACAUAAACCCACCAAAAAACGUGAAAAGCCCCUGCUUUUCAAAGAUUACGAAAGAAGGCGUAUUUUGAAGGGAGAAGAACCUCAAGAUGCUUACAUGACGGAAAUAGUGCCUGGAUCCUAUGAAUCCUUAAGAGACUAUUGGCAGUCCGAAAAAAUAUCUGAAAAUGAUAAAUUUUUGAGAGAUUAUUUGCUUAAUCGAAAGUAUCUCGUGGAUGAGGAUGACAAUGAUACUGAAUAUAAACUAAAUUCUUCUGACUCUGAUUCCGCUGAGGAGGAUAAGCAAGAUGAAUUCGAGAAAAAUUAUAACUUCAGGUUUGAAGAACCAGACGGUUGUCAGAUUAAAUCUUAUCCACGGAAAAUCACCGAUUCUGUCCGUCCUGUGGAUCACCGUCGAAGUGAAGCCCGUUUGAAAGCAAAGGAGAGGAAAGAAACAAGGGAAAAUAAGAAAAGAGAAGAAUUAAAACGACUCAGAAGUCUUCAGCGGAAAGAAGAAGCUGCGAAAGUAUCCAAAUUAAGGUCUCUCAGUGGAAAUCAGAAUUUUGACACGAGUCAUGUGUUUGGAGAUUUUGAUCCAGAAGAACAUGACCAACAAGAAAUUUUUGGUGAUAAUUUCUAUAAUAUUCCUUUCAAAGAAAAAAAACCAAAAUUUUCUUCUUCUGAAGAUGAAGCGUUAGAAAAUUUACAGAGCAAACGGGCACUUCGUAGAGAAGCUGUUAAAACUCGAAUGAUGGUCCCUGAGGAUAUAAUUCCUCCACCUCCAAAUAGAUUUUCUUAUAGAAAUGUUUCGGAAUGUGAUUUCGGUCUAUCACUCGAAGAAAUUCUCAAUGCGGAUUAUAAAGAGUUGAAUCAGUGGGUUUCCUUAAAGAAGAUGGUUCAGUAUAGGACUGAUGAAGAGGAGUAUAAUGAUAAGAAGAUGUACGAGAAACGACGGAAAAAACAUAAGCUGAAGCGACAUAUAUUUAAGUCAUUGAAAGGGAUUGAACAGAAUCAAGAAGUUGAUGAUGCUGUUGGAAAUGGCCAACAUGAUUCCACUAUUGAUGCUUCUCUGGUCAAGAAUGAGUCAAAUAAUGCUGAAAAGAAUAUGAAAACAAAAAGAAAGAUCAGUAAUAAUGGUGGGUUGAAUGAUGACCGUCUAUUUGCUUAUGGCUUUGAUCCUAAGAAGUUUCGACAUAUACAGAAUGCUAAAAAACGGAAAAAAUCUUACCACGGUAGAGAGGUCGAUACAAAUUAA
Messenger RNA from Octopus sinensis (East Asian common octopus), 1544 nucleotides. RefSeq names its product protein KRI1 homolog. Gene Ontology annotation, cellular component: nucleolus; 90S preribosome. Gene Ontology annotation, biological process: endonucleolytic cleavage in ITS1 to separate SSU-rRNA from 5.8S rRNA and LSU-rRNA from tricistronic rRNA transcript (SSU-rRNA, 5.8S rRNA, LSU-rRNA). The transcript has 6 exons. The record is from RefSeq and is a predicted model, not a curated record. Bases 18 to 1544 code for a protein of 508 amino acids. Lineage: Eukaryota; Metazoa; Mollusca; Cephalopoda; Octopoda; Octopodidae.